This is a messenger RNA of Vicia villosa (hairy vetch), 1077 nucleotides long. RefSeq lists its product as uncharacterized. The transcript is spliced from 3 exons. Gene Ontology annotation, biological process: RNA methylation. Gene Ontology annotation, molecular function: rRNA (uridine-2'-O-ribose)-methyltransferase activity. The record is from RefSeq and is a predicted model, not a curated record. NCBI's taxonomy places the organism in Eukaryota, Viridiplantae, Streptophyta, Magnoliopsida, Fabales, Fabaceae. Bases 81 to 794 code for a protein of 237 amino acids.
CCUCGGGCAGGGUAUAAUUGUAAGUUGGAACUGAAAAAACGCUACGGCGGAGGAGGGGGCGGAAAGAAGUGAAUGGGUCGAUGGUUGGGAGCGGAGCCCCCGAUUUCUUCUACAAAGAAGCUCAACGCCUCGGCUACGUAGCUCGCUCGGCGUUCAAAUUGGCUCAGAUACAGAGACAGCAUAAGUUAAUCAAACCCGGUUCUUCCGUUCUCGACUUGGGCUGCGCUCCCGGUUCAUGGCUUCAGGUUGCUUGUCAGAGCUUGGGCCCAUUCCACAAUGGUGGCUCCGUUCUCGGCAUCGAUCAUAAGAAAGUUAAAGUUCCUCCUCUUUGUGAUUCCAGGGUUCAAACUAUUUCUGCUGAUGUCAUGACCCUCCCUAAACACCAACUCAGAGACCUUUCUCCUAAGCAAAAAGGAUUUUCUGUAAUACUCUCAGACAUGUGUCCGUUGGUUUCGGGAAUCACGACGAAAGAUGCUGCUUUGUCAUAUGAGCUAGGGAUGCGAGCGUUAGAUUUGGCUGUUGGCAGGGUUGGUUCUGUUUGUAAUUCUGAUUCUGAUCAUCAGGACAAGGAGCCAUGUGAUGAUGGUCUGUCAAGUUCGGAUGACAAGGGAGUGUUGCGAGUUGGAGGCCAUCUUGUUAUCAAGCUUUUGGAGAGUGAAGACGCCAAAGAAAUCAACCAGAUUUGUAAACCAUUGUUUGCGAAGUCGUCGUGGUUGAGACCUAAAGCCACUAGACCGUCGUCGAGAGAGAUCUAUUUGAUAUGUCAAAGUUUAAAGCCGGGAAUAAAUAUUUAGGUUGCUUGAUGUGGUUUGUCGUGGUGAAUGUUUGGUGUGAGCAGAUUGCAAAUUCGUGUAAGUUGCAACCAUAGUUCGAUGUUUUUUUACUCUGUAAUGCAGUGUUGCCAAAUUGUGGCUAUAGUUGCAUUAUAGUGUGCACUUUAGUGUUGUGGCUACAGCACUGUGGCAUAGAGAAAUUUGAAUAAACCACUAUUUUCUGCAAUCCAGGAUAGAAAACAUUGCUGUAUUUUGAAAUGUGUAAUUGGGAAAUUCAUGAAUUUACAUCAAGUUUUGAUGCUAA